Zychaea mexicana is the source of this 504-nucleotide messenger RNA. RefSeq lists its product as uncharacterized. Lineage: Eukaryota; Fungi; Mucoromycota; Mucoromycetes; Mucorales; Lichtheimiaceae. Bases 1 to 504 code for a protein of 167 amino acids. The record is from RefSeq and is a predicted model, not a curated record. The transcript is spliced from 2 exons.
AUGGACACUGUUUACAUCGGCGGAGACGUGGAAUUGGGCUGCAUGGAAAUUGGCAAACCAGCAGCAGACCAAACAAAAGAGAUCAAAGAUGGGUACAUCAAGAUGCCGCUUGUCAUGAAAGAUAUGCUUCUUGAUAUUGCGAACAAAACCCCAUCUCUUGUGCACAAUACACAUAUUACUGGCUAUCCAAUUAAUGGCACAAACAUCUGCAUGCUCGAUGUCGAUUCGCCGAAAGGUUACAUAACCUAUGUUCGACGAACACGAUCCUUACCAUACCCCUCUAACAGAGAUACAUACGUUAUCUGUAUGAUACCACUUUUACGACUGGCAGCUACUGCAAUGGCAAAGAUGCAAAACACUCUUCAUACAUACAAUCACGCAGAAAUUCCUCUCACUAGUUCUAAAUCUCGACGCAUUAUACUGCCACCUUGCUUCCAUCCAACAUCAACAGCGUCAACAGCAACCUCAAAAACAACAUCAUCAUCAUCGGGGGUUAAUCCUUAA